AUGUCUGACCACGAAGAAGUCGCUUCUGGCUCGGGUUAUAACACCCCGGUCCCGGAGCUUGAUGAUCAUCGUCAUCAAAUCUCAUCCAUACAGCGUACUGGAACAGAACGUGCCCGCCGUGGUACCGUUGAUACCCUUUAUGGAUCCCGCCAACAUCUUCAACCACUUGGUCCCUACUCGCCUUCUAAUGCCAGGGGACGAGACUUCGAAGAGGCAGUCGUUGAUGAAGAGGACGGAAAUAUAUCACCCAUGGCUACUCAUAGCCGCAGACCCACCUUUGAUUCAACAAUUGAUCAACAGCGGGCUGUAUCACCGCCGAACUCCGUCAAAGCGUUUGCCGAAGCCCGUCGUCGAGAACGCGCUCUUUCGGUGACCGAUGGUCGAGCACAGAAACAGGACGAGGAUGAUGGUCUUCAUCGGACGUAUUCUUCCGUUAGCCGCAGAAGCCAAGCGAGUCAGCGAUCUGGACGAAGCAAACCUGCAACAUAUGUCGCUGACGAUGGAGCAAGCUUGGCAACUAACAAAACUGCGGAAGACGACGUAUGCUUUCCUAUGCAGGAUGAACACCGACACGAUCAAUUACAUAUUGACUUUGAUUACCUCGAGAACUUUGUCGCAUCCGAAAGUGUUGUACGACGAGACAGCGUUGGUGUGCAAGGAGCCCUUCGAACAUUCCCUAGCCUAACGCAAGACUCGGUUGCCGAACCUACACGCUUGGUUACUGUCGAUGGUGAUUUCGUUAACCUCCCACCUGGAUCCUUAGAUGUCGACCAUGAGAAGUCAGAAGAAGCAAGCGAAACCCAACUUGCUUCAAAGCCGGCAGAGAAGGAACCGCACCUCGACCCAAACCGGUUCAGUUUCUUUUCUUCCGCCUGGGAGUCCACCAUUCAUGCCGCUGAGUUUGGUGAUCUUGUUCUCCCCGGUGAGGAUUUGCGUGGCCUUUUUACCUUUCCUCGAGAUGAACCCGAUGGUGUCUGGUGGUUGAAUGUCAACAGGCCAACAGAUGAAGAGGUCCGGACUUUGUGUAAGGCCUUUGGAGUGCACCCUCUCACUAUCGAAGAUAUCACUACACAAGAGGCCCGAGAGAAGAUUGAAAUCUUCUCUUCAUAUUACUUUGCAUCCUUCCGGUCAUUUAAUGCUGUUCAGGACGACGAUGGUCCCGAGUAUGAACCUUUCAAUAUCUAUGUCAUCGUCUUCCGCGAGGGCACCUUGAGCUUCAGCUUUGUCCCGAACCACCACGCCUCUCAGGUCCGCAAGAGAAUCUCAAGUCUCAAGGAAUACGUGUCCUUAAGUAGCGACUGGAUCUGCUACGCCUUUAUUGAUAAUAUUGUCGAUUCCUUUGCUCCUGCACUUUCUAGAGUCGAGAUGCUCACAGAGGCUAUUGAAGAUUCUGUAUUCGUCGCUCGUCCGGAAGACAAUCACAUGUUUCUGCGCAAAAUCGGCGGCGUCCGCAAAAAUACACUAGCGCUUAUGCGUGGACUCGGGGGCAAGGCUGAUAUCUUGAAGGGCUUUACGAAGCGCUGCAAUGAGGACUAUAAAGUCACACCCCGCAUGGACAUAGGCCUAUACCUCGGCGAUAUCCAGGACCACGUCGUAACGAUGAUGACCAAUCUCACGCACUUCGAGAAGAUCCUAUCCCGGGCUCACAGUAACUACCUUGCUCAGUUGACGGUCGAUAGCAUCACUCAAGGAACAGAGACGAAUAAGGUUCUGGCCAAAAUAACGUUCCUAGCAAGUCUCAUUGUUCCCUUCAACGUGGUGACGGGUCUAUUCGGCAUGAACGUUGAGGUCCCUUUCAAAGACGUCGACAACACAAAUGCCUUUUUUGUCAUUGUGGGAUGCCUAGUAUUUUUCUGUGUGGGCUGCUGUGCCUUCGCGCGCAAGAAGCGAAUGCUCUAG
Molecule: messenger RNA, 1899 nt
Organism: Annulohypoxylon maeteangense
Lineage: Eukaryota; Fungi; Ascomycota; Sordariomycetes; Xylariales; Hypoxylaceae
Product: cora-like Mg2+ transporter
Exons: 2
Coding region: 1-1899 (632 amino acids)
Biological process (GO): magnesium ion transmembrane transport; intracellular magnesium ion homeostasis
Cellular component (GO): plasma membrane
Molecular function (GO): magnesium ion transmembrane transporter activity
Source: RefSeq, a predicted model, not a curated record